ACCAUGCCUCAGAGAUGAACGGAGGUGUGUCUGAAUACCUGGUCAUCGAGUCUAAACAUAAUUGUACGUGCAAACAGGAGAAGGAAUCUAAGGAGGCUGCUGAUUCCAAAAAGCUGGCUCUCAUUGAGAACGCUUACGGUACCAUACUGACUGGGCUCGGAGAAGACGUGGACCGGGAGGGACUUCUACGGACACCACUGCGUGCUGCCAAAGCCAUGCAGUUCCUCACCAAAGGCUACAAGGAAACCACUCAAGACAUUUUGAAUGAUGCAAUCUUUGACGAAAACCACGAAGAAAUGGUGAUCGUCAAGGAUAUCGAGCUGUUUUCUCUCUGUGAACAUCACCUGGUGCCCUUCUUUGGCAAGGUAACGUCACAUCAAAAUCACUGAGUAUUUAAAAAACU
Messenger RNA from Solea senegalensis (Senegalese sole), 403 nucleotides. Its product is annotated as GTP cyclohydrolase 1-like. Gene Ontology annotation, cellular component: cytoplasm. Gene Ontology annotation, molecular function: zinc ion binding; GTP cyclohydrolase I activity; GTP binding. The record is from RefSeq and is a predicted model, not a curated record. Lineage: Eukaryota; Metazoa; Chordata; Actinopteri; Pleuronectiformes; Soleidae. The coding region runs from base 15 to 389 and encodes 124 amino acids. Gene Ontology annotation, biological process: tetrahydrobiopterin biosynthetic process; tetrahydrofolate biosynthetic process. The transcript is spliced from 2 exons.